This is a messenger RNA of Orbicella faveolata, 5905 nucleotides long. RefSeq names its product EF-hand calcium-binding domain-containing protein 5-like. Lineage: Eukaryota; Metazoa; Cnidaria; Anthozoa; Scleractinia; Merulinidae. Gene Ontology annotation, molecular function: calcium ion binding; protein binding. The record is from RefSeq and is a predicted model, not a curated record.
CAUGUCACCCGAAAAAUUUGUAGGAAGAUCGAUAGCGUUAUCGUUUCCUGAUGGCCUUUCUGAUGUAGUCAGUCAGCAUAUUAUGGAAAGGGACGACGAGAUCUGCUUAUGAAUUACUAUGUUAUUACAACCAUAAAAAAAUUCAUUUUUUACCUAACAGUUCACAUUUUCCAGCCAGUCGACAUGUCUUAAAAAAAAAAAAUUGAGAUAAAACAAAACAAUUUUAACUUUGUGAAGGUAAAUUCAAACCUUUAAGUAUGAAUAAUGAUUUAGUAGUAUGAAUAACAAUUUAAUUCAAACUUUUUCCUCUCAAAAUUGAUGGAAAAACUUAUAUCUUAAAUCAGUUCAUUUACAUUUUUAUAAUUUUACGUUAUGUAACAAUAGGAAACAUUACAAAAUGUAAAUGUAACAUCUAGAUAUUUUAAUUUAUAUUUUUGACAAUUUACUUGAGUCCUCAGUCUCUGUUUGAAAGGUAAACAGUUUACUGAACCUCAUGGCUAGCUGACAAUACAAUGACGAAGUGGAACUAACAGUCAAUGGAGAAAAGAGUACUGAAGUACGUAUUUGCAAGAGUUAACCUAAAAUACAUCAUUAAUAAAGUGAUAAGAGUGGGCACGCUGUGUCUGGAUUCUUUCUAAUAUUCUAGCCAGUCAAGCCGAAGAUGAUUAAAUUUAUGCAGAGAACUGGCAGAGAUAAAGGAAACUUUAUAAAAACUGAAUUAUUAUACUCACGUCUCAUUUCUGCAGUGUAGAUUCCUAAUUCCAGGAAUCCACAUGGCCGGUCUCAGUGCUCCCUGAAUUGGGGACUGCCACAUAGCACAGAAGCAAUCGGCAGAAGACAUCUGACCACAAGUUAUUUGCAAAAUCACACACUCUGCCUUGGGCAAAAUUAGAUUGUAAGCUUACGUGUCAACACGCAGUAUAAACAGUUGGAAUUCCACCUAAAACUUCACCAAAUAUAUACGAUCCCUGAUGAAACUAAGUCCUUUCACAGUUGCACUCCGUUUUAAUUUAACAAAAGUGAUCAGAACGCUACCAGUUUGUACAAAGCAUCAGAUUUACGAGCAAACGUUAAUUUUCGUGACUUCAGGCAGAAACAUCCAGGCGUAUUUUGCGGCCGAGCAGCAGGUGGCGUGGUAAUUAGUCAAAGAGUUGUCAUAGAAACAGACAACUGUUCUUUUUCCGCCAUGUUUGAAGUCAUAACAUUCUCGAACUUAGAACAGUGAUUAAUUCUCAUGUUGUUUUAGAACUUCUCCAGGAUUUCCAAUUAGAAUCUACUCAGGGUGCAUUUAGCAAAAUGGCUGCAGCAGUAGCAUUAUCGAAAGAGCCUCUGAACGCCACAGAGAUCGAAUUUGAAGUGGAUGAUUUAGGAACGGACGCCGAUCAAGAAGGCUUUCUUGCAAGAUCAGAGAGCAUGUCGCCCGAGCAUUUUGAAGGAAGAUCGAGAGCGUUAUCGGUUUCUGAUGUGAUCAGUCAACAUAUUUUGGAAACGGACGGUAUGGCGUCUCCAAUUUUGAGGGCUUUUACACGAAGCGCGAUAAACAGAUGGCGAGGCAACGUGGAGAAAAAAAUCACCCGUAGGCUGAUGGAGGUGAAAGCGGAGCGCAAGAAACGAGAUGCUGAAUCUAAAGAGCUUUCCCGUCUUGUUGCUAGAACAGUUCCUCUGGAUGUUCUAGCUAGAGACUGGCUUAAUGACAACGACCUUACCUCGGAUGUGAGAGUGUAUUUGGUUGAAAAUCUUUUACCAACCUUAAUUUUGGGAGUUGAGAAACUGUUGACUGAGGUUGAAAAGAGAGAUCUGGCGGAUUCUGAGGGUUUCUGUCCAGAUUUUAAUCCCAUUGAUUACCUGGCACAGUUUCUUAUGAGAAAUAAUCCUAAGUAUAGUAACUUUGCGGAAGCUUCACCCUAUGCGAAGGGCAUCCGCAAAGUAGUGGAAGACCUCAAAAAGGAGGUGUUUUCAAUGGAAGACAACAAACUUGUUAAGCUCAAGGCUGAUGCCAAGAAAAGGCGUGAAGCAAGAGAAAAAGAGGAGCACCAAAAGAACAUGGAAAACCGCCGUCGUUCUAUUGCUGUGGAGGAGCAGUUUCCUGAGUGGACUGCUGACUGGAAUGGUGUUCUUCCCUUAUCAGUUGUUCAAAAUGUUCUAAAAUCAUUUGAAGAAGUUGCUGCAAAUCUUCCAGAAGAAAUCAGGAAAGGUGCAUCCUUUCUUAUUCCCCUUGAGCCGACAGAUUCUAGUGGUAAAAUGGUCAAUAUGCAGCAAUUUAAAGAUUACAUUCGUCCUUAUGCUGGCAAUCUUUCCAAGGAAGCUUUCAAUGCCUUUAUCGACCACUUAACUCGCUGUGCAGCACAUUACAGAGCAGCUACUGUGAAAGAAGCAAUGAGACUUACUCUGAGGAACCUUUUCUUGAGUUGUGACAUGAAGAAUGCUGGCCAUGUCGACAGAAAGCGUAUUUUGGAUAUUCUAUGUUCAUUUUAUGAUAAUGCAGUUGAACCAAUGAGGAACUCUCUACGUAAUCCAAGAAAGUGGCCUGUUUUGGAGAUAGAAGAAACCAGUGAUGAAGAUGAGGAGCUUAACCAGAAACAGGAUGCAGGAGCAGGCACAGAUGAAGAGCAAAAACCACAAACAGAACAAGCAGAGCCUGAUAAAAAACCACUGCAAGAAACAGCCAAAGAACCUGAACAAACAUCAGAAGAGCCACAAAGUGAGGAGAGAGAGAAACCAGAAGAAGAAGCUGCAGAGGAAGAAACAGCUCACGAACCAACAGAAGGAGAGGAAAUACCUCAAGAAAGUAACAGAGGAGAAGAAGAUCAAAUUGUUGAAAAUGCUGAGGAUCAACCUGGAGAUGGAGAGGGUGAUGGAGAAAAAGAAGAUGAGAAAGCUGGUGAUGACGAUCAAGGUGAAGUUCAAGAUGAAGAAGCUGAGAAAGAAAGAAUAAAACAAAAAAUAAUUGAUGAUGAAGAAGAAGACAGGAAGUUGUUGGAGUCAAUCCCUGAUGAAAUUGAUGAUCAGAUGUCGGAUCAAGAAGACACAGAGACAUCGGCCAGCACACUACCAAGACCCAAGUCCGUGACUGAAGGAUCAGCAUUUGAUGAAAACUCACUCAACCAGCCACAGUUUAUACAUCUACUGGAGAAGUUUCUUGGAAGUACUCCAAUCAAACAAGUGUUUGAUGAUCUUGUCCGUUUUGUAAGAGCCGGUUAUGUCGAAACAGAUGAUGAACGAAUGGCGAGGAUGAACAAGGCUCGCAUGGAAGCUCGUUCAGCCAAGAGGCGCCGUCAAGUUGAUCAGCUGUACGAGUUGUGGGAUGUGAACGCUUCUGGUUAUCUGGAGGUAGAAGAAAUUCACGUUGUGUUGAACAAAUGGCGCUCUGAUGGAAUCGACAACUUCAAAGAAGCUCUGAAGGUAUUUGGUCAGGUGAACAGCACACUUAACAAGCGUACUUUCCGUGAGUGCAUUGAUGCCAUAGUGAAGUCUUUUCCACAGGAGGACGUGUUUGAGUCACUGAUUCACUUUCUCACCACAAGCGUGGAGCGGUCUUUCGAAGAGCGCAGGCGCGGUGAUGCACGAAAGCGAUGGAUGACGAUGAUCGAUGCUGCUGCGCAGACCGGCGGCGCGCAACUAGAUCCAGUCUACCGCGCGGUAUACCAUGUUCUCUUCAAAGACGCGGAAGAACAUGGACGAGGAAAGAUCGUGAGUUCUUCAGUUUGCAUGCUCGAAAACAAUGACGACGUGAACCAGCUGCAUCGUGGAGAGACAUUGUUGCGCUACGUGUCCUGCACAGUAGACGAUAUUCCGCACGUGCUGGGGAAGGUUUUGUACAGGGACGUGAAAACUUUAAGCUGGACUGCCGUGGACUCUGGGAAACCCAUUCACGUGCCUAAGGUGGCGACCCACUCUGGGGUGACAAUUUGGAAUCCUAACCGAAGAGAAGAGGGAGGAGACGGUUCGUUCAUCGCUCUGCCUCUAAAAGAUCACGAGCGGCGAGUGAUCGGCAUCCUUGGUGUUGACACACUGGCAGAUCCUCACAAACCCGUUUUUAUCACGCAUGAGAUCAGCUUCUUCCAAGGCGUGGCCAAGGCCUUGAGUCAAGCCAUCCAGUUUGUGGACAUCCGUCGGAAAACGCUCAGAGUUGCUGAGUCAGCAGUUUCCUGGAUUUUGCGGCGCAGUCCUAAUGUACAGAAUGUCAAUGUCUAUAUGGUGGAGCCUGGAUUGAAGCCUACUGACGGGUUAGUUCUUCGCCGAAUGAUGACUUUGGCUCACAACGGGGUUAGUCAGCACUAUACAAAUCCACCAAGACUGGAUAGAAGAGACAAUCUCUUCAGAGACUACUUGUUCAAAUGUGUAGAGAGCUCAGAGACCAUCACUGCAGAUGCGUACGGCGAGCGUCACAUGGCCUUUCCCCUCAGGGAUGGGGAAGGGAGAGCUGUUGCUGUGGUUGACAUUAGCAUUGGUGACCUCAAAGCUCUUCCACCGCACGAGAACAAGGAGAUACAGCGCAUGCUCAAACUGCUGGCCAAGGCGCAUAGAGAGGUAGCGCGAGAGAUCACAGGCGGAGCCGAGAAAAACAUUGUGUUGGAGGUGGAGAAGGAGUACGAAGAUGCUCGAAUUGACGUGCUGUUUGACCGCCUUAUGCUGCUGGACCUGAGAGAGAACGUGGGAAGGCUGGACGCCAGAGCCUUUGCCGAGAUCAAGAGCUAUAAGGAUCCGCCUAAAGUGAUUCACGAUAUCCUGAAAGCCGUGUUAGGGAUCUUCUACACGGAUCGACAGCAACAGGAGAAGUUCAACGAGUGGAGUAUGUGUAAACAGAUGGUUAAUCCUGACCUGGUUAAGCUUAUAACGUCCUACGAUCCCACAGCGAAGAAGAAUUCUAUCGGUGUAGACGCUAAGUCGUUAGCUGGAAAGCUUCAGGAUGUGCCUCAAGGAGCGGUGGCGAAGCACGGUUCAUUGCCUGCUCAGUAUCUGUUUAACUGGGCAUUUGUUUGUUUGUCGCUGAUUGAACACACUGAAAAGAUGAGCGAAACUCGCCCUGGAAAAGUGGUGAGCCCGCAAGCCAAGAGUGAAGUGGUCACCGAUAUGGGAAAGGGACGGCCCUCGCCCCAGAAUACAUGGACUAGGUCGGAAGUGACCGAGUAGUUUUAUACCAAAUCGAGAAGCUAGGGACCAUUUUCGUAUUCUCGGUAUUGGACUGGAACUAGCUUGCGGUGGAGGCUCAUGUGGCACUAGCAAGCUAGGUUCCAGUCCAAUGCCGAGAUUAUGAUAAUGAUCUGUUGGUCUCGCUUUGAUGCUAGUUAAAACUAAUACCCGGAUUGGAGAUACACAAAAGACCGUUUUGCAUUAUUGUCCAUUCAACCGGGGCAUUGUAAAUUGGUGCUCCACCCCACUCCUGCAUGGAGGGAUAUUGUAGAUAUCCCUAGUUGCUAACAUUGCGCCUUGGGAAAAUCAAAUUGUCUCCGAUAGUAGCUUCUGUUGCAUUACUCUUGCCUUUUACGAUAUGCCGAGUAUAAACCACCAGAGUGCUUUACAUAAAGUAGGACAUCCUUAAUCUUACAGGCAACAGAAAGAUGCAAAGAAAAAAAAAACAUUAAAAAACCUAUUCAAAACUGGUAAAAACACCAAACACCUCGACGCUCGUUAAAAUACUCCGCUACGCGUCGUAACUCUUUUCUCGGUGUUUGGAAAUGUGGUCAAACACGGUUUUUCUUGUGCGAUAUAUUACAUAGACUCUAUACACAAAGUUUCAUUUGUAUUGCCAAAAGUCAUUAGAACAAGGAUUUUUUUCCUAUUUAUUAUAAAGAAUUUUAUAUCACCGUUUUUGUACAUUAUGUAUAUAUCUGUUUUCUCACUUAGUUUUUAAAACGAGUGAACUUUAAGAGUUGAAUCAGCAUUGAAAGUUUGAAGUCUAUUU